Molecule: messenger RNA, 2475 nt
Organism: Recurvomyces mirabilis
Lineage: Eukaryota; Fungi; Ascomycota; Dothideomycetes; Mycosphaerellales; Teratosphaeriaceae
Exons: 2
Coding region: 1-2475 (824 amino acids)
Biological process (GO): regulation of transcription by RNA polymerase II
Molecular function (GO): RNA polymerase II cis-regulatory region sequence-specific DNA binding; DNA-binding transcription factor activity, RNA polymerase II-specific
Source: RefSeq, a predicted model, not a curated record
AUGGCGGUACGACAUCGACCAUCAGUCUCUGUCUCAGCGCUUAGCAGACCACAGUCACGAGCCUCUACAACCAGCGCCACCUCUCAGCGACACGAGGACAGCUCAAUGUUCAUGUCGCAACAUGUUCAGCCUACGCCCGAGGCGCAGUUGCUCCAAUAUCAAGCCAACAAUCAACAACCGAUGCAUGGCUUCGUUGAUGCGCAACAACAUGGCAUCCCGAAUGUACCAGGCCCGCCAUACGCGAUGCAGCAUAGUCUGUCCUUCUCACACGACUCUCCAUAUAUGCAAGGACAAGAGCCAACGUACGCGGGCCACGCGCGACUCGAGUCAGUGGCAGCAGGCAGUGGAGCUGAAAUGGGUGACGACAAGAGAAGGAAGGGAUCUGCUGCAACUGCUACGAACGACAAGGAGCUUCGCGAGAUGCUCACCAGGAACGAGGGAAGACCUUUACGCGACGUUGCGCAAGAGGUGAUCCAGAAGGAGCGUACGCCGAUGGCGGAGAAGACAAAGCAGCUUUUCGCAAUGCUAUGGCUUCGCGCUGUGUGCAAACCUGCAAAGUCAUCCGUACCACGAAACCGGGUCUACUCCCAGUAUGCUAAUCGCUGUGGUACUGAGCGCGUUGUGCCGCUUAAUCCAGCAUCGUUUGGAAAGCUCGUACGUGUGAUCUUCCCAGGCAUCCAGACCCGAAGACUGGGUGUGCGUGGCGAGAGCAAGUAUCAUUAUGUCGACCUGGCACUCGAAGACGAGAAUAUGAACCCAAUCACAAACCCAGACUUCGGACAGCAGCCGCAUAUGGACGUACGAUCGCAUCGUAGCGAGUCUGCCAGCACACAGCAGAUUGAUUUCAACAACAUGCCUCGCCUGCAGGCCGACACUGCCGCGUUCCCAGCUGCAGACCAAGCCUUCGACUUUCAGCCUCCUCGAUCAGCGAUACCUCGCGGACCACCCUCACAAGCACGAGCUUUUGCAUACCCAGACAGUCGAGGCAUGCAGGCUGGGACGCAAGAGUCAAUGUCAUACUCACACUGCCUGCGCUUCCCAUCAGCAAAUCUUCCACCAUUUUCCGAGAACGAGCCAGUCAAUCUCCCACCCAUAGCAUCGUACUUACCAUACCGGACCGAUUACGACACAGCCGAGUCACUUGUGGCGCUAUACCGUACACACGUCACGUCCCUCAUCGACAGCAUUCGCUUUUGCAAGGAGAAACAGUUCUUCCGACUAUAUACCUCGUUUCAUGGCACGCUUACUGUGCCCGUACAGAAGCUCUUUACACACCCAAAUCUGGCUGGAUGGAUCGAGGAGUGUGAUCUCGUCAUGUACCGGACGAUGGUACGAUUCGUCAGUCGUCUGACUUUGCAGGCGGCUCCCGUGGUUGUUAUUAACAUCUUGUCGAACAUAUCUGCCAGCCUCCAUGGCCACAUCGCGAAGACAUUCGCACAGCAACCUGCACAUGUGCUUGAAGCAAAGCUACGACCUGCCACCGUGUUUGCUGGGCUGCUGUACCGUCUCAUCCGGGUCAAUCAGUCUGCUCACGCUGCUGCGAAUUUGCUCACCAUCGACCAGAAUCGCGAGCAAAUGUGGGUGGAGUGGGUCAAGACCGUCAACCCGAAGCGUGUUAUGGAGGCUGAGCUGCCAGACUGUGGCUACGAAGAAGUCUAUAAGAUCAUGACAUCCGAGAUGCGAAGUCUGCUUGAGCCACUUCAAGCUCCAGCAUUCCAGGACGAUCCGUACGGCUUCACUCCUUACAACUUCGAGGACAACGGCUCCUUCGCACAAUUCCUGCAAAACCAGACUGGAUCGCGAGAUGGAGCGUCGGGUGUCUCGACCGAGAAUGUGCUUGAUCGAUGGUCAACAUUCAUCUCCUCAAUACCAGGCCGCUUUCCACAAGCCUCGGCGAGGACGAUCUUGCACUGCAUUUCCGCCAUGGGCACAGCGGCACUGCGAGACAUCACUAUCAUGAACGGCCAGUCAUACGGUCACUGGUGGGUCCUCAAGAUCUUUGUCGACGAGAUGGCUCUCUGGCUAGCAGAAAUGGGUGGCUUCCUCGAACCCACAAUGAGUGGCCAAAUGAUGCAGCAUGGCGUGCCCAUGUACCAAUCACCAGUCAUGGACAACGGACCGCCAGCAAGCCAAUACAGCAGCCACCGAAGUAGCAUGGCACCCGACAGCAACGGAAAUAGCUACCAUCCGCACUCAGCUUAUGGUGGCCCAAAUGGCCAGCAACAGCAGCAGACGUUCCAGCCCACUGCUCCGAUGAACAAUCACCACUUGCCACCGAGCCAUAACAUGGCUUUCGCUGUUCAGAAACCUUCGCAGCUAUCACAGCAGUCUCAGCAGCAUGAGACUGAUAUCGACGACAGUGGGAUUGGCAUGUCGUUGAUGGAGGACGAGAUCAGUAUGUCCAAAUUCGGCAAUCUAAGUGCGCAUGUGAACAUGGGGGGUCUGCCCAAUGCUGUGGCGAUGGACGCCUUAUAA